AUGUCCGCCGCUGAUCAAGUCCAGCUCGACAAUUUCGAAUCCAUCUUUUCCCUCGAUGGCAAAGUCGCCGUCGUAACCGGUGGAUCUAGAGGUUUGGGGCUGCACGCAGCAAGCGGUCUCCUCCAAGCCGGCUGCUCCAAAGUCUAUAUCACAUCCCGCAAAGCCAAAGCAUGCGACGAAGCCGUCGCGGCUCUCAAUGCCCUUCCCAAUAAAAGACCUGGCGCGCAGGCGAUCUCCGUGCCCGCGGAUAAUUCGCGUAUGUCCGAGUUGGAUCAACUAGUGGCGGAGGUUAAGAAGACGACGGAUCAUGUUGAUAUUUUGUUCGCCAAUGCGGGGGCCACGUGGGGGGAGAAAUUCGAUACCCAUCCGGAGGCUAUGUUCUCCAAGGUGAUGGAUUUGAAUGUGAAGAGUGUUUUCUAUUUGAUUCAGAAAUUCACCCCUCUCCUCUCAGUAAAAGCCACCCGGGACGAUCCCUCGCGCGUGCUGAUCACCGGUUCAACGGCGGGCGUGACGCUUGGUGGUCUGGGCGAGAACGCCACAUUCAGUUACUCGGCUUCCAAAGCCGCCGUUAUCCAUCUGGCGAAGAAUCUCGCCGUUGAUCUCGGUCCCCGACACAUCCUGACAAAUGCGAUUGCCCCGGGCAUCUACCCGUCCAAGAUGGCUAAUGGCAUGAUAGACAUGCAGGGUGGGCUGAAGAAGCUGGAGGCAAAUUCGCCGAACAAGAGACUCGGCAGACCGGAGGACAUCGCCGGUCUGGUGGUGUUUUUGUCGAGUCGGGCAGCGAGCCAUCUGAAUGGCGCGGUGGUUAUUACGGAUGGGGGGAACAAUUUGAAGGGGAAGUUGUAG
This is a messenger RNA of Aspergillus tanneri, 846 nucleotides long. Its product is annotated as oxidoreductase, short-chain dehydrogenase/reductase family. Gene Ontology annotation, molecular function: oxidoreductase activity. The transcript is spliced from 3 exons. The coding region runs from base 1 to 846 and encodes 281 amino acids. The record is from RefSeq and is a predicted model, not a curated record. Lineage: Eukaryota; Fungi; Ascomycota; Eurotiomycetes; Eurotiales; Aspergillaceae.